AUGUUAAGAAUUAGGAAUGUAGCCGAGACUCUGCGCCAUAUGUUUCCUCCCGAUUGGACCAACCCUCCAGGGAACUCGAGAACCAUCCAUAAAAUUGACAAGCAAGGGGAUCAUGCAGAACCAACCUCGAAGCGUUUUGCGAAAUCAUCGCCCUUUCAUAUCUUAGGUUCCCUUCCUACCAAUCCUAGUCAGGACCCAGACCCAGGCAAAUUCUCAAGUGCUGUCGAGCUGCCGCAAUUCCGAAAAUAA
Molecule: messenger RNA, 249 nt
Organism: Botrytis deweyae
Lineage: Eukaryota; Fungi; Ascomycota; Leotiomycetes; Helotiales; Sclerotiniaceae
Exons: 2
Coding region: 1-249 (82 amino acids)
Source: RefSeq, a predicted model, not a curated record